Ctenopharyngodon idella (grass carp) is the source of this 4342-nucleotide messenger RNA. RefSeq names its product asparaginase homolog (S. cerevisiae) (gene aspg). The record is from RefSeq and is a predicted model, not a curated record. Gene Ontology annotation, molecular function: asparaginase activity; protein binding. Gene Ontology annotation, biological process: amino acid metabolic process. The transcript is spliced from 18 exons. The coding region runs from base 500 to 2542 and encodes 680 amino acids. NCBI's taxonomy places the organism in Eukaryota, Metazoa, Chordata, Actinopteri, Cypriniformes, Xenocyprididae.
AAGUUAUCAUCCUUGGUGUGAACAGGCCUUAAGAAAGGGCAACAGGUUCAUGGCUGAUCAAAAAUGAGCCUUAAAGUUAUGUUCUGGGAACGUUCUGAGAACCAGAUGCAAACAUUCUCACAAUGUUCAAGGAGCCAAAUAUAGUUGGUUAUGCAUUGCUCUCUCAUUGGUCGAAAAACACACAUUACAUCAUGUAUGCAACAAAUAAGAAAUGUUAAAUGUUAAACUUUACACUAUGUAUGUGGCAAAGGAGGCUACAUCAUGAAUAAACAUGGAUGGCAAUUAAUGAAUGAACAAACUAAAAUGACAUGGGUUCUCAUUGUUUGGUAAGUCUAAGGUUUGAGAAAACAAGUCUUAUUUUAUUGUUAUUGUUAUUUUUUUUUUUAUUUUUUUUUUUUAAUUAAUUGUUCCGAUAACGACAAUUUUGUCUCAAGUGUCACAACUAAUAAUUCCAUCUGUACGUUUCCAGCAUGUGUACCUUUAUCAGUGUUCAAAAUCAAUGCGCUGUCUCUUUAAGAAACUGCGUCGUUCGGUUUUUGGAUGGUCAAGUGAGUCCGAUAUGGCGGAAUGGAAACACACUACCUCGGCUCCAUCUACAGCAAGCAUGACCUCGCUGGGUCGAGCUCUUUCUUGUAGCAGGUUAAGUCAAGCUGAUGUGUUUCAGUCACAGAAAUCUCUCAGCCGGAGCGCCACGGGUCAGAGUCGCAGGACAUUCUCGAGCAGCUCGGAGUCUCCUGACAUCAGCCCAAAUGUCGAGGCGAGGGUCCUGGUCAUAAACACCGGCGGAACCAUUGGAAUGACGUAUCAUAAUAACGUUCUGUCUCCAGAGCCUAAAGCUCUUGUUGAAACUCUACGCAAACUCCCCAUUUUGCACGAUGAGCAGUACGCCCAACAGACCAGACUGUAUGAAUACUACAAGCCUCAGGAGAACACGCUGGUGCUGCCGAUGUCCACUCAUUCAGCUGAUCAUCUGUUUCAUGGACUGUCCAAACAGAAUAAGAGGAUUGUAUAUACAGUUUUAGAGUACUCUCCCCUCCUUGACUCUUGUAAUAUGACCACAGAUGACUGGGCCAGUAUUGGAAAAGACAUUGAGAAACACUACGAGCAAUACGAUGGUUUUGUCAUCCUGCACGGCACAGACACCAUGGCUUACACCGCCUCUGCCUUAUCCUUCAUGUGUGAGAAUCUGGGAAAGCCUGUCAUCCUCACUGGCUCACAGGUGCCCAUCUAUGAGAUGAGGAAUGAUGGGAGGGACAACCUCUUGGGGGCGCUGUUGAUAGCCGGUCAGUUUGUCAUCCCUGAGGUUUGCCUGUAUUUUCAUCAUAAGCUGUACAGGGGCAAUCGUGUCACCAAAGUGGACGCUGGAAGCUUUGAUGCAUUUACCUCACCAAAUCUGCCGCCAUUAGCCAAUGCUGAAGUCGACAUCAAAAUUAACUGGGACACUGUGUGGCGAGCCAAUACAACUGCUAAAUUCACCGUCCAAACACAAAUGAACCGUAAUGUGGGUCUCCUGCGACUCUUCCCAGGAAUCACUGCUGAUACAGUCAGGGCCUUCUUGCAGCCUCCUAUGGACGGGAUCGUAUUGGAGACUUACGGCAGUGGUAACGCCCCUGACAACCGCGCUGACCUGCUGGAUGAGAUCCGUAAAGCGACCGGGAGAGGACUCAUCAUGAUCAACUGCACCCAGUGCCUCAGGGGCUCGGUCACAACCUCAUACGCCACUGGUCAGGCUCUGAGUGAUGCCGGUUUGGUCGCUGGGUGUGAUAUGACCCCAGAAGCUGCUCUUUCAAAACUCUCCUAUGUGCUGGCAAAACAAGACCUCAGUAUAGAAGAGAAGAAGAAGAUGUUGAGUCGCAAUCUGCGUGGUGAGAUGAUAGCUGAUCUGGGCGGGGCAAAGCUUUCUCUCAGCGACAGUCGCUUUAUUCAGGUCAUCGCCAAAUCCCUCAACAUUAGCUGUAAAGAGGAGCUUGAAGCCAUACGAGAUGCACUAACUCCCACUCUGGUCUGCGUUGCUGCUAAGAUCGGAGACAUUGAAGCUUUAGAGGCCAUAAGGGAAAUGGGCACUGACUUGAGCAUGGCAGACUAUGAUGGCCGCACUCCUCUCCACAUCGCCGCAUGUGAGGGGCAUCUGAAAGUGGUGGAGUAUCUGCUGAGUAAAGGGGCCACAGUCUAUGCCAGAGAUCGCUUUGGAGAUACACCACUUCGAAAUGCUGUUCGCUUCAGACACAAGGAUGUUGUAAAGUUGCUGAGGAAGACUGGAGCUCAUUUUUCUCAGGAUGAAAUGGUUGAUGCUGGAACGGAGUUGUGCAGUCUUGCGGCGAGUGGCGACUUGGAAGGAUUGGAGAUUUGGCAGUUAGCUGGGGCUGAUCUGACCAUGUCCAGUUAUGAUGGACAGACGCCCAUUGAAGUGGCAAGAGCCACUGGAUGUGAGGCGGCUGUUGAAUUCUUAAAACAGACGGCACAGUACCAAACUCAGCCAGUAUUUGUGGAAGAUGAGGAGGAGAAUGGCGUGUUCGAGUUUACUGCUUGUCCAAGAUCUUGAGGAGGACGUCCUGCUAGCUGUCACUUCUUGCCAUUAUCAUCCAUCCAGUUUCUUAUUUUUUGCAGACAUACAAUAGAUUUUCCUUACUUGGACAAUUAUCCUCUUAAAGGGGUCAUAUGAUGUUAUUUUAAAAAUUCAUUAUUUUGAGCAUUGGUGUAAUAGAAUAGAUUAACAUUCUUUUAAUGUUAAAAAAAAACAUUUUUCACAUACUAUACAUUACUGCAGCUCCUCUAUUCCCAGUCUGUCUGAAACGAGCUCCUUUCGAAAAGUUCAGAUUGCUGUGAUUGGCCAGCUGACCCAGUGCAUUGUGAUUGGACAAACACCUCAAGCGUGUGUUUCGAAAACGUAACACCCAUUACCAUAAUCAUGAGCUUCAGCUUCUAAAGCAUUUAUAAACACAGUUAAUAAUAAUGUUGUCAGCUUUACCGUAUCAGUUCAGGCCCGAUUCUGAAAAUGCGGAUGAUCAAGCCGAUUGAUCGAAACGAACUUUGCAAGCACAACUUGAGCAGAAAUCAAUCUUAAACUCUGAAAGCAAAAGCAAUUUUUGCUUUCACAUCCAAACACGCAGUGUCUCCGUGACAGGAAAACACUUCAGUUCAUGAAGCCUCGUAAGCCUUGGGCGGGCAUUAAGCUGAUGUUUCACAUUGUGACGUGGAUGUUUGAGGAGGUAAUGCCUGGACUUCGAUCGAGGUGUUUUAGACAGGUCUGGAUCAGUGUUCUCUGUUAAACAGAAUUAAUCUGUUUGUGGAAGACUAAGCUUUGUAACUUUGCAGAUUGUAUAAAUGCACAAACAGAUACAUUACACACUAAAGGAAAACAUUAAAAAGCAUCAUAUGACCUCUUUAAAACAUAAAGAGCACUAGCCCGUACUUUUUUAGAUCCGUCCCUCUAAAACAGUAAGCAAUCAGAUAUGAAUGUAUUGUAAUGUUGAGAGUAAAACAAUCAUACAUACUAAUUAUGUUCAAGCACAUACAGACUACACUACAGUAAAGGAUACUGUAGCUGCAGAUGUCAAACAAUAUAUAAUCAUUUGAAUAUUAUAUUUAUUAUUUAGAUGUAGAAUGAAUUUAGAUAUUUGAUGCUGUCAGCACUAAUGACUGUUACGUCUUCAUCCAGCGUUCUUCAUGUGUUCACAUAUAUCAGAUUCAGUAUCACCUCAGUGUUGUGACCUUUAUGUGAAUGUAUUUUUAAUUGCAAAUACGGUUGUAAUUGCAGUGAAGAGUAAGGAUGGUUUUACACUGUAUAUACAGAGAAGCAAACCAAAAAAUUGUCUGAUGUUUCAGAAAUUAUAAAUGUUGAGUUGUCUGUUAAAACUAAAAUAACCAAUUGCCCUGUGAGUGACUAUCAGAAACAGUGUUUGUAAGCCAAAAUAUAGUGGAACGUCAGUGUUUUUUUUUUUUUUUUUUCAUGUUCUUUAGUUUUGUUCUUCAGUAAAUCUGUGUUUAUUGCUGAAUUUUAGUUCACCUCAGUAAGUUUCAAUUGAAUUGUUUUAUUGAUCCAUUUUAAAUUGUUGUAGCAAUAAAUACAAAAGCAUAUGCUGUUGAAAACAUGUAAAUUAACACAUGCCUGCCUAUACUUUUCUUCUUUUUGUUGUGUCAUUAUGACAGGAAAUGGCAAUAAAUACGUUUUGUUGCUAAAAUGUGAAAUUAACUUCUCAUGUGCUAAGAGAAAAUGACGUGUAAAAAACAAAACAAAAACAAACUAAAUUACAAAGUAAAGUUAUGAAGAGAAACUAAUUAUAACAGAUCUUGUUUGGAUGAAGAAAUUACAAAUAAAACACUGGGAAAAUUGAUAAAAUGA